CCGGAAGGCUUUGUGAGCGAGCCCCUCCUCAGCUUGUUUUCCCACCCAUUUUCUUCUUUUUAAUUUGCUGCUCGACAUUCUCUAAACGCCAUUAAAAUGUAUCUGAGAGCCGUCCACGCGGACGCAGACGUCCGAACGCUACGAGACAUCAUCCGCCAGUACCCUCUGGGCAUCUUGACGACCGCCAUCCCGUCCCCCACCAAGUCAUACCCCCUCAUCCAAUGCACGCACAUUCCAUUUUUGCUCGACCUUGAAGAUGAGAUGAGCGAGACCGAGUUGGGUGUUCUUCGAGGACACAUGGCCCGCAGCAACCCACACGCGAAAGCAUUCAUCGAGGCCCUAGAAGCAAACCCUGCGGCGGGCGGUGUUCUUGAGCAGGAAGUCAUGGUGCUCUUCAACGUCCCAGUGCACCACUAUGUCACGCCCAAGUUUUAUGUUGAAACCAAGCCCAAGGACGGCAAGGUCGUGCCCACUUGGGACUAUGCUGCCUCCCAGGUCUACGGAACUGCCAAGAUCUUCUUUGACAGCAAGUCGGAGGAAACAGGAUCGUUCCUCGCCAAGCAGAUUUCAGAGCUGUCCGACCACGCCGAGGCCAACAUUAUGGGCCACAAGGGAGGCGAGACAGGAAAGGAGCCAUGGAAGGUCUCCGAGGCUCCUGAUUCAUACAUUAAUUUGUUGAAAAAGGCUAUUAUUGGCAUUGAAAUCAAGGUCGACAGGCUCGAAGGCAAGUUCAAGAUGAGCCAAGAGCUGCCCGAGGGCGAUGUUCAAGGCGUGGUGGACGGCUUCGAAAAGAUGGGUACUGAGACUACCAAGCAAAUUGCUGGGAUUAUUACAGAGCGACGGGAACUUAAGAAGGCCAAGGCAGCGGCUAAGGCGUCGGCUUGAACGGAGUUGAAUAAAAAAGAAAAGAAAAGAAAAGAAAAGGACUGGUAUUAUAGAGUUGCAUAGAAUUAUACACAGCGGCCAAAGACAGCAUAAUGUUUCUACAUGGUGGACACUACCAAAUGGUUUAAAGGAUAUCAAAUCUGGUAAUAAAGAGCGACUAUGGCUCAGGCUAGUAUCAUGCACAAAUCAAGAGUGAAUAUGCAAGGGUUGACCUAGUCGGAGGAAACGGCUUUACACGAUGCCAACAAGCGGCUUGUUGUGGGUGAAGCCGUCGAAAGAGGGUUGCAAAAAGCACUGAUACUGCAUUUGUCAGCUCGGCCGUAAAUUCUUUUAAGACAUGUUGCAACUGUACGGCACAUCGCAUCAUGUCAAGCCCCGCAACUAGAAUAGUGGGAGCGA
Molecule: messenger RNA, 1284 nt
Organism: [Torrubiella] hemipterigena
Lineage: Eukaryota; Fungi; Ascomycota; Sordariomycetes; Hypocreales; Clavicipitaceae
Source: the annotation of a GenBank genome assembly